Molecule: messenger RNA, 2145 nt
Organism: Hyaloperonospora brassicae
Lineage: Eukaryota; Oomycota; Peronosporomycetes; Peronosporales; Peronosporaceae
Source: the annotation of a GenBank genome assembly
AUGAGUACACAGAACGCCGACCGGCCACUUGGCUCAGGCGACCCCAACGACACUGACGACGACGACGUUGACGUUGACGCUCGUAGCAGUGACAACACGCACGAGAGCUCCGAGAGCGUAAGCGAAUACGUGGUCAGCAGUGAAGACAGUGCGAGUGAGAGCGGCGCCGAGACCUCUGCGCGCUCGAGUCGCCCGCUCGGGUCCGUUUCAACAACUACUUCAGACGAGGUCGCUCGAGUCUCUCCUAUCAGUGCGAUUGAUACUACCACUACUACUACUACUUCACGCAGUACUGAUGACGCUGUCUCGCAGCUUUCAGCUCCACCCAGCACUACAGUUGAAGACGACGACGAUGACGACGUGCAGAUACUGACGGCCACGGAGGCCGCAGUGGCAUUGGAAGCUGCUGCUCGACGAGCUGGAGACGGCCCGACAGCGUCUCGGAAGCGCAAUCGUUCGUGUAUCGAGAUCAGACCCGAGGCUACCGAGUGCACAAUUUGCUGCGAAGGCUGUACCAUUGUCGGUCGCCAUCGGCUCGUGGCGCUCAAGUGUGGCCAUGUGUUUGGCAAGCGAUGCAUCGAGCGCUGGAUCAAGGCGAGGCACACGUGUCCGAACUGCAGUGCAGUCGUGCAGUGCACGGACAUUUGUCUCUUGUUUUCGAAUCACGUGGCAGUGGUCGACAAUGCGGGGCUGGACGACAUGACGAAAAAGUACCAAGAAGAGAAGCAAAAGAGCAGGAAGCUCGAGAGCGACAUGGUGGCUGUGAAGGCGCAAUUGUACAAUAGCAUGACUGAAACGAAGUGGCUACAGUCGAUGCUGGAUGGAUACAAACGAGACGCUGCAGGUGUGCGGUGCUCUUGUACGGCGGAACAAAACAAGGUUGGUCACACAGCUAGCGCUGCGACGAACGCCAGUGGAUGUCUGAGUGCUCCUGUUCCUUUGACAGCAUCGGACCACGUUGUGUCGUCGCAAAGCACAAUCGACGCGCCUGCAACGUGUGCUCUGAGCAACUUGCGGCAGCCGGUAGUGUCCUCUCUCUCACAGCCCGCAGCAGAAGAUACAUUUGCUGAUGCAGUGCAAAAGUACAAACCGAUAUUCGAUGUGCGGUUGUCAAGUGCGCGUGUGUUCAGCAUCGCCCGGUCGUGCUCGUUUCUGUAUGUCGGUGAAGAAGUCGGCAAUGGUUCGUACGGUGUGAUGAAGAUCGUCGGACAAGACCCGAGGUGCAGGGUACAAGUGCCCGUACACAGCUCUUCCGUUCGCGAUAUUUGUAUCCAUCCGACAACUGGUAGUGCUAUCACGGUAGCGUUCGAUGGCAAGCUAGCUGUGACCAGUCUGGAGCAAAAGAAAGUGGUGUUUGAGGUAGCGUUUCCCGCCGACCGACGGCUGGGUUGGUCGUGCAGCUCCAGUGAACGAGAUCCCAAUUCCAUCUACUGUGGAUUCCAAAAUGGCACUGUAGCCAAGUACGACAUGCGGAAGCCGGUAGCAGGCGAGCAAGGCAUUGUACAGACAUUCUUGCUUCCAGAGCGGCAACCCGUGCACUCCAUCAAGCUGUUCGAAAGCGAUUACGAAGGACGUCCGACUGAAUGUCUAGCAGCGGCUACGUUUCGUGGUGUGUCCGUCUGGAAAGACGUUGCAAAUACCACCGUGACUGGAGCUGGCCAAACGACCGACAAUGGUCCUGUUGCAGCCACAACCACUUGUCACAUGCCGAGAGACCACGCGUGCUGUUCGCUUGCAUCGAACCAGCUUCGUUCGACCCAAAUGGUGGUUUCGUCGCGCUCUACGUCGACAAUGCACAGCGUGUUCGACUUCAGUUCCGUCCAGAGCGGGCAGCUUGCGCCGAGAACAGAGUUUGCUGGUCAUAAUUCAGUCGCCGUGUUGUCUCGAUCGGCAAUCUGGUCGGAAUGGAAUGGCUCGUCAGUGGCGGCUUCGUGGUCGCGUGAUAUCGAGCGCAUUUCGCUGUGGGACGUUGCUGCUCGUCGUGAGAUCUACGGUCCAGAGUCGACGCCUGUGAGUGCGGCCGAUGCGGCGCUCCCAGUCGUGGACAUUCAGCACGCCGUGGCUAGCAACACCUGGAGCUCUGGUCUUGCUCUGUUAGGGACAAUGACUUGUCGGCGGUUGUGCGUGUAUCGCUCCGGCGGGUGA